AUGUCGACCCCUGCCAAAAGAAGAUUAAUGCGUGAUUUUAAGAGAAUGCAGCUGGAUGCUCCCUCAGGAGUUUCCGCUUCUCCUCUCCCGGAUAACGUCAUGUCCUGGAAUGCUGUCAUCAUAGGACCUGCUGAUACGCCUUUCGAAGAUGGAACGUUCAAGCUAGUACUACAGUUUGACGAGCAAUACCCUAACAAACCUCCUACUGUCAAGUUCAUAAGCGAAAUGUUUCAUCCUAAUGUUUAUGCCAGUGGAGAGUUGUGUCUAGAUAUCUUGCAGAACCGUUGGUCGCCUACGUAUGAUGUAUCUAGUAUCUUGACAUCGAUCCAGUCGUUGCUUAAUGACCCUAAUAUCUCGUCGCCGGCUAAUGUGGAGGCGGCAAACUUAUACAAGGACCAUCGUUCGCAGUACAUCAAGAGAGUCAGGGAAACCGUGGAGACUAGUUGGAACGAGGAUGAUGAAGACGACGACGAUGACUCAGAGGACGAAUCCGAAUGA
Messenger RNA from Candidozyma haemuli, 498 nucleotides. RefSeq names its product E2 ubiquitin-conjugating protein (gene RAD6). Lineage: Eukaryota; Fungi; Ascomycota; Pichiomycetes; Serinales; Metschnikowiaceae. The record is from RefSeq and is a predicted model, not a curated record. Gene Ontology annotation, biological process: protein polyubiquitination; DNA repair; proteasome-mediated ubiquitin-dependent protein catabolic process. The coding region runs from base 1 to 498 and encodes 165 amino acids. Gene Ontology annotation, cellular component: HULC complex. Gene Ontology annotation, molecular function: ubiquitin conjugating enzyme activity. The transcript has a single exon.